CGAUCGUACCCGUCAAAGGUUGUAUUGCUCUGUUUAUAUUGUUUUUUACUUCUACUAGUAUCUGAUUGCCCUAUUGAAUGUAUCAUUCAGUAUAUCUUUUAACAGUGAUUCAAAUAUUUUGAUCACUUAAUGAUAUAAGACCUUUUGUUCAGAUAAAACUGUAGAGUAACAUGUUUUCGCGAUCUAUAAAAAAACGAUUAAAUACACUCAUCCUUGAACAUCUCUAAUAAUUUGUUCAGUACUAGCUAUAUAAUCAUACUUUAUUGCAGAUAUUUUUCUUAUUAUUUAUUAGCUUUUUCUGAACUUGUAAAAUAUAUAAUACACAGGCAAUUAAUUUAUGAACUACAGAGUAAUUCAGUACAAUAACAUUGUUAUUUUGUUAAUGCAUUAAAUGGUUUAUUCCUAACCAAAUUUUGGACCAUUAUUUAGUGAUAUCUAUAAGCCAUCACUGACGACAAGAUGAUUUGUUUCUAUUUCAGGCCAUGGAUCGUGCUCCAAAUUUGAAUGAUUUGACAGAAAUGGAAAUUAUUCAGCGGUACAGAUUUGACAUGAAUGGCAUCUUAUAUCUUGAACAGUUAAUCGGGAAUGGAAUCACCCCAAAAGUGAAUAGAAAUAAUGCCAUAAGUGCCCGGCAGAAAAUAUUAAUCACAUUAAGGUACUAAGCAACUGGGCCUAUACAAUUAAAUGACAGUGACUUACACAAAGUAAGCCAACCAACUGUUUCUAGAGUUUUGACUAGAGUCAUUGAUGUCUUAUCAUCGCCAGAUAUUGUGAGACAAUUUAUUAGAUUCCCAACAAUGGAUGAUCAGUUCAGGCGAAACUCAUUACAGUUUCAGGGAAUCGCCCGAUUCCCGAAUGUUAUUGGAGUGAUCGAUGGGACCCAUAUUGGAAUUAAGGCUCCUCAUGAACAUGAAGAAGUGUUUGUGAACAGAAAGGGUGUUCAUAGCAUAAAUGUUCAAGUAGUGUUCGAUCCUUUUCAUAGAAUUAUAGAUGUAGUUGCGAGAUGGCCAGGAUCGGUCCAUGAUAGCAGGGUGCUCCGUGAAAGCGGUUUAUUUGAAUUGUUUGAAGGGGGGCAUGCAAAUGGAUACUACUUGUUGGGAGAUAGUGGAUAUCCAGCUAAGAGAUGGCUGCUAACCCCCUACCUGGCACCACAGAAUGCAACAGAAGAAGGCUACAACCGAAGUCACAAAAUCACACGAGCUCUUGUGGAGAGAUCUAUUGGACAACUUAAGAAAAGGUUUGGUGUCCUCCAUGGAGGAAUAAAUUUGGAGCCACAAAAAGUUUGCAAGGUGAUUGUAGCAUGUUGUGUUCUGCACAACAUCUGCAAAGAGAGAGCAAUCCCUAUUAACGGUGAUGAUGAUUCUGAUGACGAGGAUGAUAAUGCAGAUGAUCAACUGGCACAGGGAGUGCAGCAACCUCCAAAUGUGGCGGGGAAUAGAUUCAGGGAUCAUGUUGCAGCAACAUAUUUCAGGCCAUGAUUUCCAUGCAGGUGCUGCAGUGACUGCAGCCGUUGUUGUUAGUGUUGUUGCUGCUACAACUUUCAGAACAGUUGACAAUGUAACUUGUGGAAAUAUCCUGUACCGGCUGUAGUGGCUCCUCGUACAGUCUGACAUUAAGAAAUAAGAAAUUAUUUACACUCAGAGAAAGCCUUUGGUGUAAUAAUGUUUGACUUAUGUUUGUUAUUAAAUACGGUAUUUAAUGAAAUUCAUAUGUCAUAAUUAUGUAUACAAUUUUUGUUCUUACUCAAUGGUAUGCGAAGGCUGUGAAGGUGUCUCCACUGCACUGCAAUUCGAACUGAAAGCAAUUAAAAGCAAUUUAAAAGUGAUACAAGUGUUUUAAAUACAAUUCAAUUUUAAACAGUCUGUAGAUAAAAGAAUGGUUUACAUUUAGUAAAUGAAAUACCUUUGCAUUUGAAGUAUGGUGCUGUCCAGCCCACUGCCUAAUCCUACAAUGUUGGGUGAAUUUUCCCCAACAACUGCCAUAACUCGUUCUGUCACCUCAGACAGUUUCACAGGAUUUGUUCCAGAACCUGAAUAAUAAUGGUGUAACAACUCCAUUAAAUUGAUUAUAUGCAAUUAUUUAGCUUGUAACUAUAUUUAUAUAAUAAUCGCUUGUACCAAAAGAUUAAUCUAAUUUUGAAUAUUCACAGAAGUGUUCGAGUUGUUAAAAACAAUUGUUUGUUAAAACUGCACCUACAUAUAUGUGUGUGAUUAUUGUGGUUAUAAACUUUAAAAACAUAAUUGUUGCUUCACGUUUUUUAAAGCAAAAGCAUUUGGCUAAAGAUACAU
This is a messenger RNA of Mya arenaria, 2288 nucleotides long. RefSeq names its product putative nuclease HARBI1. The record is from RefSeq and is a predicted model, not a curated record. The transcript has 4 exons. Bases 798 to 1478 code for a protein of 226 amino acids. NCBI's taxonomy places the organism in Eukaryota, Metazoa, Mollusca, Bivalvia, Myida, Myidae.